AUGGCUCAUGGUGAUAAUGUAACGAAUGGUAACAUAGAUAAGGGAGGACUGACAUUCUUCGACCGUCUAGCUGAAGAUGCUGCUGAAGAGAAUCUAGCAAGCAGUAGUGGUGUCCUCUCAAGCAUAUUUGGACGAUUCUGGCGUAAUCAAAGCACUGCGGACUGCGAGCCUUCUGGUUCUGCCACAUUCUACCUGGGAGAAACAGCCUCACAGGAAAAAGAAGACGAAGCGGUUCCGGAAUCGUUUUCUACUAACAAUCCGUUGUCGUCAGGAGAAAAUGACAGCAGUGUUUCUGCUCCAUCAAAGGCGUUAGCUAAUGCUCAGGGCGAUGCUGACCGAACUUCUCCAAGCGUAAAUAGUUUCAAUAGCCAAGACAAUGAGAGAGCUCCGAGGAAGCUUUCCGAUAAGCUGACAAAUAUGUUCAGGAGUGGUUACAAGCCGGGACUGAUGGACUAUAACAGGAGCAACUUCCGACAAUACUGGAUGCCAGAUUCUACUGGAAAGGAAUGUUAUCAAUGCGAAGAGCGGUUUUCAACAUUUAGAAGAAGACAUCAUUGUCGACUUUGUGGUCAAAUAUUCUGCGCAAAAUGUUGCAAUAUUCAUGUGCCUGGCUCCGCCUUAGGCUAUCUCGGCGAUUUGCGUCUUUGUCAUUAUUGUGCGAAGAUGAUGGCGCAGUAUUUGCCCCCAGAGGAAGAGUGUGUGGAAACCGAAGAUAUAAAUGAUGGUUGUCCUCUCAAUGACGAAUCGCUAGUUCAAAGCAACGGUUCUCUAUCUAUUGGAAGGACUGUUUCAACCGUGUCAUCUGGUCAGUUCUGA
Molecule: messenger RNA, 816 nt
Organism: Strongylus vulgaris
Lineage: Eukaryota; Metazoa; Nematoda; Chromadorea; Rhabditida; Strongylidae
Source: the annotation of a GenBank genome assembly